AAUUUAUCCUUAAUAUUACAUCAGCACCGCCAGCCGCCAGGCCCGUAGAUGUCCUCUUUGAAUUGCUUCUCUUAUCCGAAAAGCUCAAUCUCGCAUAGAAAUGGCAAUGCAAUGCAGAAACUUAAAUCUCACAUUGAAACCCCAAAGCAACACUGAUUGAACGCUUCACACGCAGGCUUCUGGAGAGAAAAAUCUCGAAUCCACUCACUCAUCGAAUAGUUUUUGUUCUUCUCUAUUGGUCUGGAUGUUGAUCUGAAUUUUCUAAGCAAAUCAGGAAAAGAGCUAUAAGAGGUUUGGUGGAAAAGGAUGCAGAACAACAACUCCUCUCUUGAAGAAGAGGCAUUUAAGGUUCGGAAGUUAGAGAUUUCAGACAAAGACAAAGGCUUUAUCCAACUGUUGCAGCAACUAACUUCAUGCGAUUCUGUCUCUGACAAAGAAUUCGAAGAGCGAUUCCAAGAGCUCAGUUCAUAUGGCGACAACCAUCUGGUUUGUGUAAUUGAAGAUACUCGUUCAGGGAAGAUUGUUGCGAGCGGAAGCGUGUUCAUCGAAAAGAAGUUCAUAAGGAAUUGUGGGAAAGUUGGGCAUAUUGAAGAUAUGGUGGUCGACUCUAGUGUCCGGGGAAUGCAACUAGGAAAGAAAAUUGUUGGUUUCCUGACGGAUCACGCUCGAUCAAUGGGUUGCUACAAAGUCAUCCUUGACUGUAGCACCGAGAAUCGAGCAUUUUAUGAGAAAUGCGGUUUCAAGCAAAAGGAAAUUCAGAUGGUGAGGUAUUUCAUUUGAAGGAAUGUAAGUCGUUUUUGUAUCAACGGGGCAUUUUGUGUACAAAGUUUAAUUUGGAUGCUUCAUCGGGUUUAUUAGAUAAAAUUUUGAUUAGGAAUAGAGUUUGACCCUGUUAAUAAAAUUAAAAUGUCCUUAGAAGACAUCAAGAAAAU
Messenger RNA from Diospyros lotus (date-plum), 932 nucleotides. RefSeq names its product glucosamine 6-phosphate N-acetyltransferase-like. Gene Ontology annotation, cellular component: Golgi apparatus; endoplasmic reticulum-Golgi intermediate compartment; endoplasmic reticulum. The record is from RefSeq and is a predicted model, not a curated record. Lineage: Eukaryota; Viridiplantae; Streptophyta; Magnoliopsida; Ericales; Ebenaceae. The coding region runs from base 307 to 780 and encodes 157 amino acids. The transcript is spliced from 2 exons. Gene Ontology annotation, biological process: UDP-N-acetylglucosamine biosynthetic process. Gene Ontology annotation, molecular function: glucosamine 6-phosphate N-acetyltransferase activity; monosaccharide binding.